UUUACCCUUAAAUCAGUGACGUCUUCUUCUUUCUCUUCCUUUCUCUGUGUUCUCUGUCAUCUUAUCAAAAGAAAAAAAUUGAAAUCAAAGCUUUUCGAUCAUGUUCGUUCUUGGCUUCUAUGUUCCAAAUUCAAGUAUGUAUCUUCGUCUCCUUUGUCGGAUUUAUUAAUCUGGAUCCAGUUUUGCAGUGGCCUUAUUCUUCUUCGAUUCUUAUCGGAUUUAGUCUCCGGGGAAAACGACGCGUUCGAGAAGCAGCCGCAACAAAGCAAAUCGAGAUUAGAUUUAUGAUUUCCUCUCAGUAUGUUGGGUUUGAUCUGUAAUAUGUUGUUCGACAUAGUAAUAUUAAAAGCUUUACCAAUACACUCAAGUCUUGAUUCUUCUUCUCGCUCUAUAUGGUGAAGGGCAAUAAUGUCAUAAACAGUAGAUUUUUGCUGAGUUGUACAUUGUUACUGUAUUACGUUCCUAUUUCGAAAGAAAAGAGUUCAAAAGUGCCUAUUUUGAUAAUAUUCCCUAAAUAAUAAUUUAGAGAGUCCACUUGCACACUCCAAAGCAGCAAAAGAACUAAACAAAGUCAAUAUAUUGAAAAAAAGGAUCCUUCCUCUCUCCAACACAAGAAGCUAACUAGGAACCCUCUCACUUCCCACUUCUAUAUAACCUCAAAUCCCAAAAACCAAAAAAAUCUCACAUUCAAAACCACAAUUGAAAACAUAAAGAAGACUCUAAUAUCAUCUAUGGCUUCUUUAUAUCAACAACAACAAUUAGAACAAGACCAAUCAUCUUUAGAUCUCAUAACUCAACACCUUCUUACUGAUUUCCCUUCAUUAGAGACCUUUGUCUCCACCAUCCACCACUCCACCACCUCAAGUACUCUACGCCAACGCAAGCCACCUCUUUCCACCAUUGUAGUUCCUACUACUGCACCAGUGGCUCAAGAGGAGGAUGAUCAAAAGCAUUACAGAGGCGUCAGGAGAAGACCGUGGGGUAAGUAUGCAGCUGAGAUCAGAGAUCCAAACAAGAAAGGUGUUCGUGUCUGGUUAGGAACUUUUGACUCGGCAAUAGAAGCUGCAAGAGGUUAUGACAAGGCUGCUUUUAAACUACGAGGAAGUAAAGCCAUUCUUAACUUCCCACUCGAAGCAGGCAAGCACAAGGACUUAGGAGACAACAACAAGACUGUGUCUUUAAAAGCAAAGAGGAAGAGACAAGUAACAGAGGAUGAAAGCCACCUGAGCAACCAUAAAGCUGCGAAGAGGGAAGAAGCUCAGGCUCAGGCUGAUGCUUGUCCAUUAACGCCGUCUAGUUGGAUGGGAUUUUGGGACGGAGCAGACAGUAAAGAGAUGGGAAUAUUCUCCGUGCCUCUGUUAUCUCCUUAUCCAUCUCUAGUAUACUCUCCACUUGUGGUUAAGUAAGCUUCUGAGAGGAUCAAAUCAGGAAAAUUCCAACAUUAGGUGCCAUUAGCAACUUUGGAUUGUCUUAAAGCCUCUAGAUUAGCUGAUUGUAAAAAAAAAUGCUUUGCUACAAGAUUCAUUCAUUCUUCUUAAAUGCAAUUAUUUCUACCUAU
Capsella rubella is the source of this 1558-nucleotide messenger RNA. RefSeq names its product ethylene-responsive transcription factor ERF105. The transcript has 2 exons. The record is from RefSeq and is a predicted model, not a curated record. NCBI's taxonomy places the organism in Eukaryota, Viridiplantae, Streptophyta, Magnoliopsida, Brassicales, Brassicaceae. Gene Ontology annotation, molecular function: DNA binding; DNA-binding transcription factor activity. The coding region runs from base 732 to 1406 and encodes 224 amino acids. Gene Ontology annotation, biological process: ethylene-activated signaling pathway; regulation of DNA-templated transcription.